This is a messenger RNA of Hibiscus syriacus, 2187 nucleotides long. RefSeq names its product protein IQ-DOMAIN 14-like. NCBI's taxonomy places the organism in Eukaryota, Viridiplantae, Streptophyta, Magnoliopsida, Malvales, Malvaceae. Gene Ontology annotation, molecular function: protein binding. The transcript has 6 exons. The record is from RefSeq and is a predicted model, not a curated record. The coding region runs from base 531 to 2081 and encodes 516 amino acids.
UGCAGUAGCCCUUUGAUCAUUUCUUUCUGUUUAAAACAUAUUCACUUCCAAUUAUAAAUCCAACAAAAAGGUAAAAGGUGGCACACAAAAAAUUGAAAAAAAAAAGUUGGACAAUUUCAUAACCACCAAAGCUACAAAAGAAAAUUAACAAAAAAGGGUGAAGAAUAUCGGUUUACAAAGUUGAGAAAACAUUACAGUAGUAAGUAGAAAGAAACAAAAUAGAAAUCCCCCACAAUGUUUAGAUAAAAAGGCUAGAAAUAAGAAAGGUUAAUAGUAACAACUAUGUUGUACAGGGUCUAUAUGAAGGCUAGAGAGGGAGGAAAAAAGGAUCUUCCAUGGCUGCUGCUACUCUUUUUUUUUCUAGCUUCUUAUAACUGAGUUUUUUGAAGGGUUCUUUGCAAAAUUUGGAAACUUGGAGCUCUUCACUAAAGAUACCACCCGCAGUUUAGCCCUUACACGGUUCGACCUGCCGGUUUUUCCGGUCAUUUGGUUUCUUCUCAUGCUUAGACCAAACCAGUAAUGCUGGCAGUAUGGGAAAGAAAGGAAGUUGGUUUUCUGCAAUUAAAAGGGUUUUCAUACCACACUCCAAGGAAAAGCUAAGCAAUGAACCAGAUAAAAGGAGUGGUAAAGAAAAGAAGAAGAAAGGCCUAGGAAAAUUAAGACAUGGAGAAACCAAUUCCUUUAUUCCCCUCUUCAGAGAGCCCAGCAGUAUUGAGAAAAUUCUUGGGGAGGCUGAAAGAGAGCAUAAAAUAGUAUUCAGGCCUCCUACACCUCCAGAGCAGCCGGCGACACCGCCUUUUGUGCCUCAUCAAUCUGCUUCUCCACAUGGUUCUUCUCAUAGGAUUGCUUCCCCGAGGGCUGCUUCCCCUCCAAAAGCUCCUUCUCCACCGUCACUUCCACAACCUGCCUCUCCCAAUGCUGCUCCACGUAAGGUCAUCCGUCCUCGACCAGAACCAACUUUAAGGAACCAUCAUGCUUCAGUUACAAAAAUUCAAGCAGCCUAUAGAGGUUACAUGGCAAGGAGAAGUUUUCGAGCUUGGAAAGGCCUUGUGAGGCUUCAAGGAGUUGUAAGAGGUCAGAAUGUGAAACGGCAAACUACAACUGCAAUGAAGCAUAUGCAGCUUUUGGUGCGAGUUCAGUCUCAGAUUCAAUCUAGCUGGAUCCAGAUGUUAGAAAACCAAGCACGACAGCAGGCUUGGUUUAAGAAUGAUAAAGAAGAGGGGAGUACCUUGUGUAAAUCGUCCUUCAUUCAGGCGUCUGAGGAAGGCAACGAAGACUGGGAUGAUAGCCUGCUAACAAAAGAAGAAAUCGAGGCAAGAAUGCAGAGAAAGGUAGAGGCCGUCGUCAAGAGAGAAAGGGCCAUGGCCUAUGCAUAUUCCCACCAGCUAUGGAAAGCUACUCCGAAAUCAGGUCAAGCAGGCGCAAUAGACAUUCGCACUCGUGAACCAUGGUGGUGGAACUGGUUAGAACGUCAGCUGUCUUCUAGCAAAGCUCUUGAAGGCCAAGGCAUAAAGGAUUUCCAACUUACACCAACAAGGCAAAAUUCUGAAUUGAAGCCUAGUCCAAAACUGCCAUUGAGCAGCAAGAAACAUCAGUUUACGUUCGACAAUAUGGACACUCCGACACCGAAAUCUACAAGAUCAACCAUGCUUCCGACUACACGACCUAUGCAAACUCCACCUAGUGGAAUCCUGGAAGGAAGAAGUUCAGGAUUGUCGAAAUAUUCAAGACCAAGAGCUAGCGGAACGGAUUCAUCUUUAGACUUGCCCUUGAAGGAUGAUGAUAGCCUCACUAGCUGCCCGCCAUUUUCAGUUCCAAAUUACAUGACACCAACAGUUUCAGCCAAAGCCAAAGCAAGAGGCAACAGCAACCCGAAGGAUAUGUUUACGGGUACUCCGGGAAUUGAGACGUCGAACAUGAGGCUUUCAUUCAAGUGGAGCAAAGGGUCUUUGUUUUCAGGCAAGGAUUCAAGGGGUCUAGAUAAGAACCAAUCACUUCAAUCUAUAGGCAAUUUGAGUGUGGAUUCAACCGUUUCAAUGCCUGCAACGGUUGGAAGAAAGCCAUUUAACCGAUUUGUUUGAUCUUUUUAUUUUUCUUAUUUUUGUUACCUUUGAUUAUUUCAUUUUGGUGUUUAUCUUGAGUUUAUGGUGCUAUGUUGAGUUGCAAAAUUUACUGAUUGUAAGAUAA